This is a messenger RNA of Glarea lozoyensis ATCC 20868, 1038 nucleotides long. Its product is annotated as P-loop containing nucleoside triphosphate hydrolase. The transcript is spliced from 2 exons. The record is from RefSeq and is a predicted model, not a curated record. Bases 1 to 1038 code for a protein of 345 amino acids. NCBI's taxonomy places the organism in Eukaryota, Fungi, Ascomycota, Leotiomycetes, Helotiales, Helotiaceae. Gene Ontology annotation, molecular function: GTPase activity. Gene Ontology annotation, cellular component: cytoplasm.
AUGCCGUUCGCGCAGCUUGUUCUGGGUAGUCCGGGAGCUGGGAAGAGCACAUUUUGCAAUGGAAUGCAACAGUUCAUGUCUGCGAUCGGGCGAAAAUGUUCUGUUGUAAACCUCGACCCCGCCAACGAUCAUACCGGAUAUCCCUGCGCGAUCGAUGUACGAGAUCUAAUAAAAUUAGAGGAUAUUAUGGAAGAGGACGAGCUUGGCCCAAACGGAGGUGUACUGUACGCGCUAGAGGAGCUUGAGAAUAACGUAGAGUGGCUAGAAAAGGGUCUGAGUGAGCUUGGAGAGGAUUAUGUAUUAUUCGAUUGCCCCGGACAAGUCGAGCUCUAUACACACCAUUCCUCGCUACGAAACAUAUUCUUCAAACUACAAAAGCUUGGAUACAGAAUGGUUGUCCUACAUCUUUCGGAUUCUUAUUGCCUCACCUUGCCUUCCCUAUUCAUCUCGAAUCUAAUACUGUCCUUGCGUGCGAUGUUGCAGAUGGAACUCCCACAUCUUAAUGUUUUGACGAAAAUUGACAAGAUCUCCUCAUAUUCACCACUGCCAUUUAACCUCGAUUACUAUACCGAAGUACAAGACUUAUCCUACUUACUCCCACAUCUCGAAGCAGAAUCUUCGGUAGGAGAUAAGUUCAAGGGUUUGAACGAAGCUAUCGUACAGCUGGUAGAGGAUUUUGGACUUGUCAGCUUCGAAACACUGGCUGUCGAAGACAAAAGAAGCAUGAUGAGUCUACUUCAAGUUAUCGAUCGAGCAGGCGGUUAUGCUUUUGGAGGGGCUGAGGGAGCCAAUGAUACGGUAUGGCAGGUCGCUAUGCGGGAAGGUGUGACCGCAAUGGAUGUCAAGGACGUACAAGAGCGGUGGAUUGAUGCCAAAGACGAAUAUGAUGAGAAGGAGCGCAGAGAAUGGGAGGAGCAGGCCAAAGCUCGAGACGAGGCCGAGCGGGUGAAGAGAGCCGAGCAGGAGGAUGAUGAGAUGGAUGGUAUGUCGAUGCCACGCGGAGAUAGUGGUAUAAAAGUAGUUAGGAAACCCCAAUGA